GACGUCCGGCUCCAUCGUUAGGAUCAGAUCACCUAAGAAACACGCGAACAAAAAAAUUUCAAUCCCCAAAAUACCCUCGUAUUAAUCUCAAAUCUACAUGUAACGUUUCUCACUUUGUCUUGUAAUUUCAUCCAAAACACAGGACCAAUUAAGCCCGUCCAUUCCAGGAUUAUCUAUUUAUGGCUUAGCCCCCCAUUUGCCAUUUUCUAGCUCUUUUUAAAAAAUUUUGCCCUUUUUUCCCAAACAAUUUAAAAAAAAAAAAAUCAAAUUUCGAAGCUUUCUGAGAAUUGUGACGACGCGGGAUUGUUGCAUCACCAAUCAUAGUAAGGAAAAAAAACAAGAACAACGUUGAAAAUUCAAAGGAAAAUAUUUUGAACAAUCUUAGAAUUUUUUUGCCCAAUUUUUAAAUCUGUAAGUUGAAUGACUUUGAAUGCUAUAUUAUUUUUGAUGUCACAAUUUUGAAUUAAAAAGUUUGAUUCUUUAAUCUGCAAUUGUCGUUAUUUAAAUGCAUUUCUAUCUCUUUGUGUUGUCAAUCUUGUUUGACUACUUUAAUUGUACCAUCAACGUUUAUUUUUUGUUUGGUUGUUGAGAAAAUGGGAGGAAAAGUAAUUCGUGUUUCUGGUGUUUCUAAAGGUUAAUUUUUUCUUCUUUCAUAAGAAAUAUAUAUUUUAACAUUCCAUAUUGGGUCUAUGUAAUAUUCGUUAAACUGGGAUUUCAAGAUUUGGUAGGAAAGUGUUAGCUGAAAGAUUCCGGGGCUUGCUUUCCUUUUUUUUUUCCUUUUCUUUUAUUAUUUGCUUGAUGAUCAGAAGGGAACGUUUUAAGGUUUUAUAUUUGCUUCGUUUAAUUUUGAAUUGAAUGCAGAUACCUGAAGGUAAAGGAUCAAUAACGUUGAGAAGAAUCGAAGAGUUUUGAAUCUUUAUAUUAAUUUGUUGGAUUCUUUUUGGAUAGAAAAUAAAGAAUCUGAAAAAGGGUUUGUGUCAUUUUUGCCUUAAAUUUUUGUUUAUCUGAUAAAGGCUUAGUUUUGACAAAUGAAUGUGGUUGGCAAAGUUGGGAGUUUAAUUUCACAAGGUGUUUAUUCUGUUGCUACUCCUUUCCAUCCUUUUGGUGGGGCUGUUGAUGUGAUUGUUGUUCAGCAACAAGAUGGGACUUUUCGAAGCACACCUUGGUAUGUUCGGUUUGGGAAGUUUCAGGGUGUUUUGAAAGGGGCUGAGAAGGUUGUCCGUAUAACUGUUAAUGGCAUUGAAGCGGAUUUCCAUAUGUGUCUUGAUAACUCUGGGGAGGCAUAUUUUGUAAGGGAGGUUGACUCUGGUAAAGGAAUUGAGACAAAUGGAGAUUUGAAAGAUUCGGAUGGUGAAUUCAUACAGGAUGACGGCAAUAAAAAAAUUGCUGAAUUUUGUAGACUUGAACAUAGUGUCUCAGAUUCUGGGGUGGCUCAGUUGAGGAACGAAUAUGAUGCCACAAGUCCAAAACGGCUUGAAAGGACGGAAUCGGAUACUAGGUUCUACGAAUUUCAAGAUGAGCAGUCCUCUCUAGAGGGUUCCGUUAAUUUGUCAGAAUUUGGGUCUGGCCGAUAUGAGGGUUUAGAUGGUGGUGAGUGUUUUGGUGAAGCACAAGUUUCAGAUUCAGAAGUUGUCUUGGUCAGUGUGGAUGGCCAUAUACUUACUGCCCCUGUCUCAGCAUCAGAACAGGAUGCUGAAAAUGUGCAACUAAGCACACCUCAGUUCCAUCUAGGACCAGUUGAAGGACCUGACUUUUGUGAGGGUAACGAGGAGUAUAGUUCAGGUGGCAAUGUGUGGGCUGCUGACUAUAUUAGUAAGCUCAGUUCAGCAGCAGCUAAGGAUUCCUCUCAUGAUGUUUGCAAUGUGAACAGUGAUUCUACUGCUUUGGGACGCCAUCCAGAAACUUCUGAAGGGGGGAAACAUGCUUGUCAAACUGAAGAAACUCAAGACCUUUCUAACCAUGAAAGUAAAUGUAACAGGCAAAAUGAUGUUGAAGAUGCAUCUGUGCAUAAUAAGAAUGGGGAUAUUUUUAAGAGCUGUCUUGAACUAUCUGAAUUGGGCAGACAUGGCGAAAACACUAAAUCUGAAGAAAUAGAUAGCCAGUUAGAAUCUCAGGUUUCACAAGAUAAACCUUCUUGCAGCCCUCCAGACAAUGAAACUGAAGAUGAGGCUGUUGGUGACUCCAGAAAUAAAGAUUUGUUCUCUUCCUCUUGUAGUCCCAAUUCUUCCAACAAUAAUUUAUCUCAUGAUUUACCAGUUCAGGGUGAACCAGUUGAAAAGAAAGCAUUGGAAUCAGAUUAUAUGUGUUCUAACAAUGUGUCUGUUGAUUCUGUUGGUAACGACCCUGACAGGAAGGAUGAACAGUUUGAAACAUCAGCAGCAACUGAAGAGAUAACUUGCAGUCCACAAAGUCCUGCACCUGAGGAUAAGAGUAGCAAAAGUGAGAUUGUGGAAACUGAAACAACUUCUGAUAAAGAGACAGAAACUAAUGCUAACCAGGUUCCAGGGUUUGAGAUCUCACUCUGUGGAAAUGAACUUCAUGCGGGUAUGGGAUUAGAUGCUGCAGCAGUAGUCUUUGAAGCACACCGUAUUUCAGAGGAGGAAUAUAAAAAUAAUGCAAUGUCAAUUAUUAAGAAUGCAAACCUUAUUGUCCGGUUUGGAGAGAGGUACUUGCCAUGGGAAAAAGCUGCUCCUAUUAUUCUUGGAAUGGCUGCAUUUGGUUUAGAAUUAGCUGUUGAAUCCCAAGAUGCAAUCCCUGUUGAACAGUAUGAGUCAUCAAACCCAAAGGAUGAUGACUCUGUUGUCACUUCCACAGCCUCUGGCCGCAGAUGGAGCCUCUGGCCUAUUCCCUUUAGAAGGGUCAAAACACUUGAGCACAGCAGCAGCAAUUCAUCUAGUGAUGAGAUAUUUGUUGAUACUGAAUCUGGUAUGCCAAAUUCACAAACAGAUUCAACUCCAGCAUCCGGUGGAAAGAUUGAAUCUCCCCGCAAGCAAUUUAUUAGGACAAAUGUUCCCACUAAUGAGCAGAUAGCUUCCUUGAAUCUGAAAGAUGGUCAAAAUAUGAUUACUUUCAGUUUCUCCACCAGGGUCCUGGGAACACAACAGGUUGAUGCUCAUCUUUACUUGUGGAAGUGGAAUGCAAAGAUUGUAAUCUCAGAUGUUGAUGGAACUAUUACCAAGUCUGACGUUUUAGGCCAGUUUAUGCCUUUAGUUGGAAGGGAUUGGACACAAUCUGGCGUAGCUAAACUUUUCUCUGCUAUUAAGGAGAAUGGAUAUCAACUGUUAUUUCUCAGUGCACGUGCAAUUGUUCAGGCAUAUCUAACCAGAAAUUUUUUACUCAACCUGAAACAGGAUGGAAAAGCUUUACCCAAUGGACCUGUUGUUAUUUCUCCUGACGGUUUGUUUCCCUCAUUGUACCGUGAAGUGAUAAGAAGAGCACCUCAUGAAUUCAAAAUAGCAUGUUUAGAGGAUAUCAAGAGGCUUUUCCCUUCCGAUCACAAUCCGUUUUAUGCAGGCUUUGGAAACAGAGACACAGAUGAGCUCAGUUAUAGAAAAAUUGGGAUUCCAAAGGGCAAGAUAUUUAUUAUUAACCCAAAGGGUGAGGUGGCUAUUAGUCAUUUUAUUGAUGUGAGGUCAUACACGUCGCUGCAUACUCUUGUUAAUGACAUGUUUCCACCAACCUCAUUGGUUGAGCAGGAAGAUUUUAACUCAUGGAAUUUUUGGAAAAUGCCGUUGCCGGAUAUCGAGUGAGACAGUUGGUGGCUUAAAGGAUACAGUUUCCUUCUACCGACGAGAUGAUCAGUAUCAUAAAAGUGCCCCAUAUAGAACAGAUUAUUAUGACAUUCUUCAACUUUUAACCUUGCUUCCAGCCUUCCACUUGCAAUUGUAUUCAUUGGUGACCUUCAAAUGGUCAUGUCGGGAUUCGUCUUGUAAUGAAUGGAUAGUUACAAGUGAAUAAAAUCAAAGUAAUUGCUUCCCAUUCUGUAUGUACCUGUAGAUAUAAAAACAUAGUUUGUUGAUUUAUAUGAUUUUAUAAAGUGCAAUUGAACACAUUCUAUAUAAUAGCUUG
Molecule: messenger RNA, 4068 nt
Organism: Durio zibethinus
Lineage: Eukaryota; Viridiplantae; Streptophyta; Magnoliopsida; Malvales; Malvaceae
Source: RefSeq, a predicted model, not a curated record